Zerene cesonia (dogface butterfly) is the source of this 1678-nucleotide messenger RNA. RefSeq names its product alpha-endosulfine (gene endos). The coding region runs from base 125 to 472 and encodes 115 amino acids. The record is from RefSeq and is a predicted model, not a curated record. Gene Ontology annotation, cellular component: cytoplasm. NCBI's taxonomy places the organism in Eukaryota, Metazoa, Arthropoda, Insecta, Lepidoptera, Pieridae. The transcript is spliced from 4 exons. Gene Ontology annotation, molecular function: protein phosphatase inhibitor activity.
GAACGGAAAAGUAUAGAUUUUUUUUAUAUGGCAAGUGUGUUAUGAAACGCCAUUUUUUGUUUUAUUGUACAGUUGAAUCACGAGCGAACGUAUUUCAUGAAAAUUUGAUUUGUUGUUUGUCACAAUGAGUGAUUCUCCAGACCAGAAUGAUCCUCCCAAGGAUCCUAAAGAAUUGGAAAAAUUGGAAGAAGCGAAACUAAAAGCUAAGUUUCCAAAUGCCAUGCUGGGAAGGGGGCCUGGGGGGCAUUCAGCUUUCCUCCAGAAGAGACUUGCUAAAGGACAAAAAUUUUUCGAUUCUGGUGACUAUCAAAUGGCAAAACAAAGGCCUGCAAACUUAGCAGCACCAUUUAAAGCUCCUGCGGCUCCAGCUAAAUUGCCCACUGGGGAUGCCAUUCCCACCCCAGACACUGUGCCGCUGCGGAAAACAUCCAUCAUCCAGCCAAAAUUCCAGCCAUCUAGCCAGACAUCCUAGCCUUGCCAGCAGACAAAACACCGUGGCCUCAUAGAGAAUGUGUAAAACUUGCAUUGUAACUAUGUUGUGGUCGGUCGCACUGUUUUUUCAUUAUUAUAUUUUUUAUUACUAGAAUAUUACCUUAAAUUUUGUUUAUUGCAAUGUAUUUUAAUAUCCUAACAUUAAAUUAUGUCUGUGAUUGAAUAAUUUAUCAUGUUCACAAUAAUUUCUAAAAAAUUUUAUAUCGUCUCAUAUUUUGAUUAAUAAUUACAUAGUUUUCACCAACUCACAAUUGGUUUACAUUUAGUGCCACAAUUUUUCUUAUUACACUUUUGACGUUGGCACAUUUUCCCAACAUUUGUUGCUAACACAUUGCAUUAAUAGUAUUUUUGGGUUCUUAUACAUUGUGAUGUUGGUAAUAAAACAAAAUUUUUAUAUAAGAACAACUGUUAUAUUUAUGUAUAAAAAUUAGGUUUAAACAUUGCAUGAGUGAAUGAGUGAUUGUUGUGCUGCAAAUACUUUGUUCCUCCUGCAUAAUAUAUAAACUAGUAUUAGCAUAUUUAUGCCCUUACAAAAAAAAAAUUAGAAAUAACAAUGGUUUUAUAUCUGAAGAUUCAUGUUACAGCAUUGAAUAUUGCUCUACCUUUUGAUGCUACUGAUAUAAUUUUCCUAUAAAGGUUCUUAUACACCACUAUAAUGUUAUGUUUGCCAAUAACGGUUUUUGUAGUUUAACAAUGUAUAUCCAUAUUUCAUUGUAUAUAAAUGGGGAAAAUAUUGUAGACUAGUAAAACAUGGAUUGUGAACUUCAUAGCUUAGAUGUUGUACCAUGUUCUACAGAAUGCUUCAAAUAUUUAGUGCAACAACAGUGAGAAAGUUGUGAUAUUGACAAUGGAGAAAUGGUUUUUAGAUCUGCUGUGAAGCAAAUAAUUGUAACAAUUUUUCAUACAGUAAUUUAAACCCAAAUGCUGCGAGAAGAGGUACUAAAGCCUAAAAAAUUGUAAUACUACUCCUAAAUUGUACCAAGUUUAUUUUUAAUAGAUUCAGGUGGCUAAUAAUUUCGCACCUAGCUUUUUGUUUCGAAAUUUACAAUAUCACAGCAUAGAAUUUGGAAACAAAGUGCAUCACUAGUGUGUUAUAUAACAGGAUGGGAUGCUAUCACUUGGCACAGGAAGUGAAAGGAAUGAGAUUUAGACUUAUGAAGACUUAAAAAAUAAAUACUUGGUAAAA